GGUACAUGUAUUUUAAUUUUUUCCUAGUUUCGUCGAUAUGACGCCGGUGCCAACUCUUAUAAUGUAAUAAUUACUUGCGAUGUGGUUGCUAUGGUAACGAUUGAUAUGCAAACAAAACAAUAAUGGAUGUAGUUGAUUAUUAGUUUUCAGUAUUUCUUUUAAAGCUAGAAGAUUAUAAGCGUAAUAAUAUUUAAGAUUUUGUGGGUGUUGAGUUGCGCUACAAUAUCUGAUGGCAGAAUUGCAUAUACUGGGACAAUUGCAAUGUGCAUCAAAUUUUGAAGAGUCGACUUCAUUAUUUUGUCGCUAUACAUUUCAAACUGGUAGGGUCCAAUACAAAUUUCAGGCCCAAAUUGGACAAUUCUAUCUGGAUGUCCAGAAGGACAGACUACAUCAGCUAAUCCAAAUUACAAUAAGUCAAAUAUUUGGGCUCAUCCACUUGACAUUCAUUAUAUUACAAAAGGAAUUCAGGGGUGGCCUAAAUUAGUAGUGCAAGUGAGUUGCUUGGACUUGCUUGGACGCUCGUGGAUAGUGGGAUACAGCUGCUGUAGCCUACCAGUUACUCCUGGACAUCAUAUAUUGGAAGUACCUUGUUGGGAGCC
Messenger RNA from Galleria mellonella (greater wax moth), 599 nucleotides. RefSeq lists its product as uncharacterized. NCBI's taxonomy places the organism in Eukaryota, Metazoa, Arthropoda, Insecta, Lepidoptera, Pyralidae. Bases 230 to 484 code for a protein of 84 amino acids. The transcript has 3 exons. The record is from RefSeq and is a predicted model, not a curated record.